Molecule: messenger RNA, 1579 nt
Organism: Dinoponera quadriceps
Lineage: Eukaryota; Metazoa; Arthropoda; Insecta; Hymenoptera; Formicidae
Exons: 1
Coding region: 257-1579 (440 amino acids)
Source: RefSeq, a predicted model, not a curated record
AUCCUUAGUUCGUUAUAUAUGUAAACACAAUUUAAAUUUCGUCAACAGAGCUUGGCAGCAGCAGUUCUACAUAUUUAAUGAGUGUCCUCAGAACAGUCAUCAAGUCAAUAUCUAUUCUGAAUAAAGCGCAUAUACUUUCUAACGUUUGUUAGAUUUCGAAUUUCGCUCAUUAUAUAUUUCCGAAAAAAACUGUUAUAAGUAACAUAUCACAUGCGACAGUUACUAAUUUAUACGCAGUCAUAUUGCUUUGAAAGUGAUGGCGCAUCAAUAUGUAACGUUUAAGAGUACUCCACUUGACAACUAUAACUACUUUUUCAAUCCAAACGUUUGUCACGUUUGUAAGUGCACAGUUGAGAGUACGCUGAAAACAUGUAUUCUAUGUGACAUGAUCUCUUACUGCAGCGAGGAGCACAGAAUACUACACCGACAACAGCAUGAGAUGAUCUGUUCCGCUAUAAUAAAGGUAAACCAGCGGAAAGGGAUAAAGAACAUUGGAAUAAUGUCGAUUGAGACAUGGACCAAGUUUCAAAAGGAGAAUAUACAAUUAAUACAGAGCAUUCUAUGUCGUGAUCUGGAGAAGUACGAAAAGCAAAUGUUCCUAUUCGCAAAGUCAUGUUACAUGUGUCGUAAACAGGUCAACUUGAUUGGGACUUGCGGAGAGUGCAAGUCUAUCAACAUUUGUCCUGAGCACUCAUCUACUGGUAAUCAUGAAUGCUCCAUGCUGCGACUUUGUCUCACAUUGGAUAUUUGCAACGCUACGUGGAAUAAUGUACCGAUUAGCACAAUCCCUAAAGAAUAUCUGGAUUUUAAUGGCGCUCUUAACGACAUGCAGUCAUUUAUAAGACGCUUUUGUGCAGUGCAAAUUUAUAACGAAGGAACUGUAAUUUCUUGGGAGCCAUUAGAUUAUAUAAUUAGUGAAAAGCUCUCAGGUCCGAUGACGCUGUGUAAUGUUCUUGUGAGAGAAGGAUUAUUAAUUGUACAGCCAAUUAUUCGUUUCAUCGAAAUUCAUAUUAUUGCUGAAAAUGCUAUGGAUGUGCUCAGUUUAUCAGCAUGGGAAAUAGUCUUACAUGUUUUUCCCCCGAAUACAAAGCUGGUAAUUGUAACGAUUGGAAAGAAAGCACCAUAUAUUUGGAUUGAAUUUCAAGUUUGCGAACAAUGCAAGCAACUUCAUAAAGCACUUCGUUAUGAAAGUCAUACUAUGUCAUACACUAAUUACACAUCGCGGUACGGAAAAAUACGACCAAUUAUAAUUCUAGUGUUUCAUGACGAGUAUGAGGAUGACCUGCUAUCAGUUGAAAAUUUAAGAACGUUACAGCUUAUAGGUUGCCCAGUAAUAUUAACGACUAAAUCGAUCAAUAUAUCCUUUGAGCUCACAAUAAGGAUAAAACUAAUAUUAAGUUUCGAUACACCUUUGCCAUACUGUAUUUACAAAAUCAAUAAAUUCUCGUCUCGUAGACCGCAAAGAGACAUUGGGAGUUGCUCAGUAUUUUUCUCUAAUACACAUUUAGUUGUAUAUGAUAAUCUAAAUACUCUGAGUAAUGCAGCUCAAGCUUGUAGCAGUGUUAUUAGAAAUGUUUAA